CUUCAGCUUUAUUUUUUUCCCUGAGGCGCGCGACGCGGGCUCUGCGGGGCGGAGCACCUUCCGGAUCCAGCUGCGUCAGGCGCUCGCGGCGGGCAGCCCUGAGAAGGCCCCCGUCUCCUUCACGUGGAGCUGCUAGUGCGGAUCGCGGCCCGGGAGACCGACGCGAUGAAACCCAGGACUGUCCGCUUCGUGGAUAACAAGCUCAAGCACCGCGUCAUGCAGUACCUCACCAGUAACAGAUGUGGCAAAUAUGUGGACACCGAAGUCUUAGCGUCUGACCUGCAAAGAAUGUACAGUAUAGACUAUGGGCGAAGAAAAAGAAAUGCUUUUAGGAUUCAGGUGGAAAAAGCUUUUAACGUGAUUGGCAAUGAAAUGGAAUUUAAACAUCUGACAGAAUCAGAAGAUGAGCACAGAGCAAAAAGAGCAAGACGGGAUGAGGAGGAUAAUGAGUAUACUGAAAGCUAUUCUGAUGAUGAUUCAGAUACGGAGGAUUAUGCAGACCCGCAGUCAGCAAAUCACAUGAACAGUUCCCUGCUCUCUUUGUAUCGGAAAGGAAAUCCUGGUUCUGGUUCAAGCGUUCGUGAAGUGGAGCAGCGAGAAAGAACUGCCUCAACACCACGCAUCACUUCCAAAGGAGACUCCAUUCCUUUGAAGAUUCCAGCCCAAGAGUCUGCGGGAAGAUGGUUUAAUGGCAAAAUCCAAGGUGGAAAGAAAGAGCGUUUUUUCUUGGAUGUUUCAAAUAAGAAAACUAUUCGUAAGAAGCCCUUAUCUGAGAUACAGGAUACCAAGGAUUCUUCUCUUUUGGAGAGACAGAAGAAAAGGAAGGACAGGAUAAAAAACAAAGGAAACAAAAAGAAGAAAAAGUAUCUUCAGGAAGUAGACAGAAAAAUAGAAGAUGUUCUGCAAAAAAAAGCCAAUUCGUGGACACCAGAAUUGCAAAACUCUACAGUGAAGUUUGAAGAUGUCGGAGGCAAUGAUGCAACAUUGAAAGAAGUCUGCAAGCUAGUGAUCCACAUGCGUCACCCGGAGGUGUACCAACAUCUGGGCGUCGUGCCCCCUCGUGGAGUUCUCCUUCAUGGGCCGCCCGGCUGUGGGAAGACGUUACUCGCACAUGCUAUUGCAGGGGAACUGAACCUGCCCAUUCUCAAAGUGGCAGCCCCAGAGGUUGUGUCUGGUGUGUCCGGAGAGUCGGAGGAGAAGCUGCGGGAGCUGUUCUCCCACGCGGUGUCAAAUGCACCGUGUAUUCUUUUCAUCGAUGAAAUUGAUGCUAUUACUCCCAAAAGAGAAGUUGCCUCGAAAGAUAUGGAACGAAGAAUUGUGGCCCAGCUCCUAACCUGCAUGGAUGAUCUGAAUAACAUGCCUGCCACAGCUCAGGUGCUGGUCAUCGGAGCGACGAAUCGCCCUGACUCAUUAGACCCUGCUUUGAGACGUGCAGGAAGGUUUGACCGAGAAAUAUGCCUGGGCAUACCAGAUGAAGCAUCCAGAGUGAGGAUACUUCAAACUUUGUGUAGGAAACUCAGACUUCCUGAAUCGUUCAACUUUUGUCACUUAGCACACCUGACACCAGGCUUUGUUGGUGCCGAUCUGAUGGCACUCUGCCGGGAAGCCGCCAUGUGCGCAGUCAACAGGAUCCUCAUGAAGCUGCAACAGGAACAGCAGAAGCAUCUGUCAGCCCAAGGGUUGCUGUCUGGAGCAGGCCAGGAACCUCGGGAAGCUGAGGCCUCUUCUGCAUUACAGGAUGAAUUGCAAAGGCUGUUGGAGUUGCUAAGAGACCACAGUCCUCUCUCCGAGGAACAGAUGCACGGACUGUGUAUUGAACUGAAUGAUUUCAUUGUUGCUCUAUCAUCAGUCCAACCUUCUGCCAAAAGAGAAGGCUUUGUCACUGUUCCCAGUGUGACAUGGGAAGAUGUUGGUGCCCUGGAAGAUAUCAGAGAAGAGCUUACCAUGGCAAUAGUGACACCAGUUCGGAAACCAGACCUGUUCAAAGCUCUUGGAUUGGUGACCCCAGCUGGAGUCCUUCUUGUUGGCCCUCCUGGCUGUGGGAAAACUCUGCUGGCGAAGGCUGUGGCAAAUGAAUCUGGACUAAACUUUAUAUCUGUCAAGGGCCCUGAGUUACUUAAUAUGUACGUAGGUGAGAGUGAGCAUGCUGUGCGAGGGGUUUUCCAGCGAGCCAAGAGCUCAUGUCCCUGUGUGAUAUUCUUUGAUGAAGUGGAUGCUCUGUGUGCUCGGAGAUCUGGCCGAGAGACAGGCGCGAGUGAUCGGGUGGUGAAUCAGCUGCUUACGGAGAUGGAUGGUGUGGAGGCACGCCAGCAAGUGUUUAUCAUGGCAGCCACCAACCGGCCGGAUAUCAUCGACCCCGCAUUUCUGCGUCCAGGCCGGCUAGACAAAACACUCUUUGUGGGUUUGCCACCCCCGGCAGAUCGCCUUGCCAUCUUAAAAACCAUCACCAAAAAUGGUACCAGACCACCAUUGGAUGCAGAUGUAAAUUUAGAAGCAAUUGCCAGUGACCUGCGUUGUGAUGGCUACACGGGUGCAGAUCUCUCUGCGUUGGUUCGGGAAGCUUCUAUGUGCGCCCUGAGGCAGGAAAUGGCAAGGCAGAAGAGUGGCGAAGAGAAAGGUAAACUCAAGGUGGGGCAGAAGCACUUUGAAGACGCUUUCAAGAAAGUAAAGUCGUCUAUAUCAGUAAAGGAUCGGAUGAUGUAUGAUGCUCUGCAGCGGUCCCUCACCCGGUGACGUCUCUGGCCCACGUGUCCGCCAAGCCAGCCUGCCAACUGACGCACACUUGAUCUCGGGUCAGGAUUUCAUUUUCAAAUGAAUGAGGUCCCACUGAAACUGAAGAGUUUUUCCUUGAGGCCAAGUUAGGUAUCUUUAUCAGGGUUGUCCUUUGUUCUUUGCCUUUUAUCAGGUGGCAUACAGUUUAAUUUGCACAUGUGAUGUUUACCUGAAAAUUUGAUUAAGGUGGUUUCUGCCCAUUGUCUCACUUGCCCUUUCUUUUUUAAUUUAAGGAAAUGUAUUUCCAUUUGUUUGAAAGAAUGUGACAAACUGAUAAGUCUGCCCUAAAUCUCCCAAGAGGGAGGCCUGGGCCAGGCAGAAGCUGGAAACUUGAUUCAGUUCUCCCUUGGUAG
Ochotona princeps (American pika) is the source of this 3125-nucleotide messenger RNA. RefSeq names its product nuclear VCP like (gene NVL). The coding region runs from base 166 to 2733 and encodes 855 amino acids. The transcript has 23 exons. Gene Ontology annotation, molecular function: ATP hydrolysis activity; preribosome binding; ATP binding. The record is from RefSeq and is a predicted model, not a curated record. Lineage: Eukaryota; Metazoa; Chordata; Mammalia; Lagomorpha; Ochotonidae. Gene Ontology annotation, cellular component: nucleus. Gene Ontology annotation, biological process: ribosome biogenesis.